This is a messenger RNA of Cyprinus carpio (common carp), 1659 nucleotides long. Its product is annotated as polymeric immunoglobulin receptor. Gene Ontology annotation, cellular component: plasma membrane. Lineage: Eukaryota; Metazoa; Chordata; Actinopteri; Cypriniformes; Cyprinidae. Gene Ontology annotation, molecular function: transmembrane signaling receptor activity. The record is from RefSeq and is a predicted model, not a curated record.
AACCAGAAGCCACAGUCUCUAUGUAUUAGUAUUGCACUGAACACAAUUGCAGUGUGGCACACAAAUGGUUAAACAAGCUCCCACAUAUGGACAGAGUUUAGAGCGGAAGGAAGUGAGUGAACGUAGAAAUAUUCCUUCUCACAACAGCUGUCUUUAAGAAAGAGGGACUCUUUCCUCAGCGACAAUCAAUCUCAGCGAUGACUCUUCUGGUACUUCUAAUUAUUUUUCUUCUGCCAGGCUGUCACUGCACAGUGAGCACUGUAGGAGAUGUGUCUGUGCUGGAGGGUGGGUCCGUCACUGUCCCGUGUCACUAUAACCCGCAGUACACCAGUCACGUGAAGUACUGGUGUCAGGGCCGGAUGAGAGAAUUCUGCACGAGCCUCGCGCGCACAGAUGACCCAGAAUCACCCCCUAACGGGAAGGGAAGGGUAACGAUCGCGGAUGACCCCACUCAGCACGUGUUCACCGUCAGCAUGCGCAACCUGACGGAGGAGGACUCGGGCUGGUACUGGUGCGGGGUGGAGCUCGGGGGAAUGUGGGUGUCUGACAGCACUGCCUCCCUUCACAUCAGCGUCAUUCAAGGUGUGUCGGUGGUGAGCAGUCUGCUGAGUGCAGAUGAAGGCAGCAGCGUCACUGUUCAGUGUCUCUAUAGUAAAAACCUCAGGUCCAUUGAGAAGCAGUGGUGUCGCAGUGGGAACUUGAACUCCUGCGUGGUGACAGACUCUGAAGGAACAUUCAGCAGCACAAAAGUCUUCAUCCAUGAUGACAGGAACAGCAUGUUCUUGGUGACGAUACAUCAGCUGGAGAUGAGAGACUCGGGCUGGUACUGGUGUAGAGCCGGUCAGCAGCAGGUGGCUGUUCAUGUAUCAGUCACAGCACAAACCACAACACUGAGCACGUCUACCAUCCAGAAUCUGAAGACAACAGUCAGAAAUCCAUCUGUAAUGAGCUCAACUGACCCUCACAGUCGUCCUGUUUGGGAGUCUUUUCUAGUGGUGUGUGGGAUUGUAAUACUGGUCAUGACUGGGUUGUUGGCACUUUGGGAGUUAUGGCAAUUAUGUAGGAGAAUGCAGAAACAUCGAGGGACAAAUGAAAUGAAUGAUAAUCUUACAAUGGGUCCUUGGAGAGAAGGAGACAAGAAUGCGUCAGUGAUUUUCCUGAACGCUGCAGCUCAGGCUCAGAUGCUCUGACAGUGGAGCUUCAUGAAGGGAAACACCAAACUCAUAGACAUUCAUGAUGCUGAAGGAGAUCAUCUUAAAGGGAACUGAUGGACACUUUAACUCUCAUUAUGAAGUCAAAGAGAGUCCGGCAGACUGAAGAAACUGGAGGCCGGGGUAAUCUUUGACAUUCCUUCACAUGUAACAGUUAAAUGGAAGAUCAUCUUUCAUUUUAAUGCAUAUUUCAUGUCAUGUAUUUCUCUGUCUGUAAGCACAAGCCUUAUGAGUGAAUUGUGCUGUGUAUGUUUUUACCAAUGAGCAGUGGUUAUUCUCAACUAAGUGCAGAACGUGUGUGAAAGAGUGUUUACAAAAACUUACAGAAGCACUGAGAAUGUGUCGUUAUCUAACUUUUUACCAUAUUAGAGACUAUUUUGUUUCGUCAUGUUUUAUCAGCAUAUACUGUAAAUGAUAAAAAGCUUUCAUCUGUUAUUAUUAAAGUCUU